GCCCUCUAUAACAUUGUCUUCGUUAUACAAUCCCCUUUUGUUCCUAUCUAGUUUUUAGAAAUUUUCAAGGAAAGUCUCUAAAAAUAGAUAACCUAGUAAAGUACUUUACACCUUAACCUUUGACAAUCACAAAGACUAUUACAGAAUAGCAGCAAACAUGAAUAGAUAUUUGAUGAAAAUCUAUAAAAACCGUCUACUAUCGCUCACCAUAACUAGGUCUUUAACGACUAGUCGUCGGUUGGAAAAUAUUCCGUACACCAGUGACAGAUAUCCUCAUUUAAAACGGGGGGACUUUGCAAUUUUGCAGGAUUAUGAUAUAGAAGCUUUUAAAAAGAUUUUGACGAAUUCGGGUCAAAUACUGAGUUCGAAGGACGAGGACUUAAGUGGUUACAAUACAGAUUGGCUGAAAACUGUCAGAGGUAAAAGCGACCUAGUUCUUAGGCCCAAGUCUGCAGAAGAGAUAUCAAAAAUAUUGGGGUAUUGUAAUGAGAGAAAAAUAGCUGUGUCAGUACAAGGAGGUAAUACGGGCUUAGUUGGGGGUAGCGUACCAGUUUUCGACGAGGUUAUCUUGUCCACUGAGCGAAUGAAUCGAAUAAUUAAUUUCGACGCUUUCUCAGGCGUCCUUACUUGUGAAUCCGGUUGUAUAUUAGAGAAGUUGGACGAGUACGCGAGGGAAUUUGAUUAUAUAAUUCCCUAUGACCUGGGGGCUAAGGGCUCCUGCCAGAUAGGGGGAAAUGUUUCGACGAAUGCUGGCGGUCUCCGACUCUUACGUUAUGGAUCUUUACACGGAUCCAUUUUGGGUUUAGAAGCUGUGUUGGCUAACGGGGAAAUAAUCGAUUGCUUGUCUACACUUAGGAAAGAUAAUACUGGAUAUGAUUUGAAGCAAUUAUUUAUAGGCUCGGAAGGAAAUUUAGGUGUUGUAACGAAAGUGUCGAUCCUUUGUGCCAAACAGCCUAAAAGUGUUAACGUCGCCUUACUUGGUUGCCCGGACUACAAAAGUGUAUUGGAGACGUUAGAUGUUGCCAAGGGGAAAUUGGGGGAGAUUCUAUCCGCUUUUGAAUAUAUGGACUCCACAGCCAUGGAGAUGGUUAGACAAAAUCUAGGCCUCCAAUGUCCUCUAGACAAAUAUCCCUUCUAUUGUUUAAUUGAGACGUCGGGUUCUAAUGCAUCGCAUGACGAGGAGAAAUUGAAUACCUUCUUGAACAAUGCUCUAGAUGGCGGAUUCGCUGCUGAUGGAGUGCUUGCUACUGAACCAUCAAAAGUCAACUCGCUAUGGCAACUACGAGAACGCAUAGCAGACCGCGGAUCCUCUCCGAAGGCGUCUAUGGCCUACGACUUCAGCUUAAGCGUUCGAUUGUUCGACGAAUUGACGCAAAUUUUGAGACGCCGUCUCGGAAAUCUUGUUUCGUCUGUAAGCGGUUUUGGACAUUUGGGAGACGGAAAUAUCCACCUUACCGUUGAAUUGGAAUGGGAAAAUUCAAAAGAGGUCCAAGAAUUAUUAGAACCAUUUAUCUUUGAAUGGGUGGCAGAGAAGAAGGGGAGUAUUAGUGCGGAACAUGGUUUAGGUACACAAAAGAACAAGCACAUCAACUUAUCGAAAAGUAAAACGGCCGUCGACUUAAUGGAGAGACUUAAAGAUCAUAUGGAUCCUAAAGGAAUUUUGAAUCCAUACAAGACUCUUCCAUAA
Molecule: messenger RNA, 1687 nt
Organism: Dimorphilus gyrociliatus
Lineage: Eukaryota; Metazoa; Annelida; Polychaeta; Dinophilidae
Source: the annotation of a GenBank genome assembly